AUGGGCUUCGGGUCCUUCGAGUCGAUAUGCAGACAAUCUGCGCUACCUCUUUGUUACAUCCUGGGUCCUCCCGCCGAGUUUACAACAGCCAGAAACCCUGUCCUGCUGCCGGGAUGCAGUGCGCGAUCCAUCGAACUAGGCAACACGAUUAUUUUCCAAGCCGCCACCGAUUUUGCCCAUAUUGCCGCCCUCUUCAUGACCGCCAUUAUGAUCUUCCACGUCCGGUCUAAAUUCACAGCGGUCGGGAGAAAAGAGAUUUUGACAUUCUUUUACAUAUACAGCCUGUUGACCAUCGUCAGCCUGGUGCUAGACGCAGGCGUGAUCCAGGCAACAACUGGGAGUGCCUAUCCCUGGUUCGUGGCGGUGCAGAAUGGCCUGGCCACCGCGUUGUGCACGAGUCUGUUGAUCAAUGGGUUUGUUGGGUUUCAGCUGUACGAGGACGGGACCACACUCUCGGUUUGGCUGCUGCGCCUCGUUAGUCUGGUCAUGUUCAUUAUCAGCUUCGCCGUCAGUCUGCUCACUUUCAAGAACUGGGCCGGGUUGUCGCCGACCAACACGACGGGGCUGUUCAUCGUUCUGUACAUCAUCAACGCCAUCUUUCUCGCGGUAUAUUUUGUCAUGCAGGUCAUCCUUGUUGUCAACACUUUGCAGGAUCGGUGGCCAUUAGGUGACCUCGCUUUCGGAGCAUUUUUUUUCAUCAUCGGCCAAGUCAUCCUAUAUGUGUUUGGCAAGAGAAUCUGCGAGGGCAUUAGCCACUAUCUGGACGGCCUGUUCUUCGCCACAGUAUGUAACCUACUGGGAGUCAUGAUGGUGUACAAGUACUGGGACAGCAUCACUAGAGAAGAUCUCGAAUUCAGUGUCGGCACAAAGCAAGGCCAUUGGGACGUCAAAGAAGCCCUCCUCGACCCUUCGAGUGAAGACUACCGAACGAGUCUUUAUGGAGGUGGCAACGCCCCUACAGGCAGGGAAUCCGUGUACGAUGCCAGCAGCAUGAGCAUGGACUAUGCGCCGCAAGUGCCGGCGCACUUUCAUCAACAUCCUUCGAUUGGCCACCAAUACGGCAGCCAGCAGUCUCACGGACAGAGUCACCACUACUCUUCAAGCCGAGAUCGGUUGUCGGCCUACGGACAUUUGACUGAAGGAAGACAAAGUUAUGGAGACAUCAGACGACUGGGGAAUUAUGAGGACUACUCGGAGGCGCAGACGCAGCGUUCGGGACUGAGGAGCCGUGACGGCGCGAGAGAACGGGAAAGGGAGUACGCCUAUUGA
This is a messenger RNA of Fonsecaea nubica, 1269 nucleotides long. RefSeq lists its product as hypothetical. Gene Ontology annotation, cellular component: endoplasmic reticulum membrane. The coding region runs from base 1 to 1269 and encodes 422 amino acids. NCBI's taxonomy places the organism in Eukaryota, Fungi, Ascomycota, Eurotiomycetes, Chaetothyriales, Herpotrichiellaceae. The record is from RefSeq and is a predicted model, not a curated record. Gene Ontology annotation, biological process: protein folding. The transcript has 2 exons.